AUGAAGACGGAUUUGUUGACCCUAGGGAGGACAUACAGUAUAGGCUGUGGCCGAGGGCUCUGUGAGGAGCAGCAUUGCAGCGUGAGGGAGAUACUGAAAGUCGAUUCCGCCGCUCUUUGCUAUUUCAUCCUCAUUCCUCCGAGGGUUUAUGGUAUAACAAGAUUUCUUGUAGCUGGAAAAGAUGGAUUUUUUUUCAGAUUAUUCUCUUCGAAGAGAUUUGAACUUAAAGGUGACGACAAACAAUCGUUCACCGUGUCUUACUUGAUAAACUCCUGUGGUUUGUCCUCAGAAGCUGCUAUUUCUGCAUCCAAGAAAGUUCAGCUGAAUUCCCCUGAAAAAGCAGAUCUUCUGCUGGCCCUCUUCAAGAGUCAUGGAUUUAGCAAUGCCCAUAUAUCUAAAAUGAUCACUAAGUUGCCCAUUACCCUUACGGCGGACCCUGAGAAAACGGUAUCGCCUAAAUUAAAGUUUUUCCGUUCAAUUGGGGUUCCAGCUCCUAUUCUUGCUAGGAUGGUGUCCCAUAGCCCGCUGAUUUUGAGAUGCAGCCUUCAAGACAGAAUCAUCCCUAUUUAUAACAUUCUGAAGACGCUGUUGCAGACCGAUGAGAGGAUCGUUCAUUUUAUCAAGCGCGUAGGUGGGAAUUAUCAUUUUAUCAAUGGUGUGCUGAAAUAUAUUCAUUCUAAUGUUGCUACGUUGAGGAAAUAUGGACUGAGUGAAUCCAAUAUCUCGUUUUUUUUGUCAAAUAAUCCCAAGAUUCUGCUAAUAAAAACUGAUAGGCUAGCUGUAUUGGUCGACAGGGUUAUUGAAUUGGGUUUCGAUACUACAAAGGUUUAUUUUGUGGUUGCAAUGGAAACUCUCUUUGGUAUGAGCAAGUCAACUUGGGAACAUAAGAAGGAAGUAUACCAAAGAUGGGGUUGGUCUGAGUCUGAUAUUCUUAAAGCGUUUUCAGUACAUCCCAAGUGUAUGAGCUUAUCAGAGAAGAAGAUAAUGUCUGUCAUGGAGUUUCUUGUAAAUGAGAUGAGCUUCCAGCCAUUAGAUAUUGCUAAUUACCCAGUUGUCAUUUGCUACAAUUUGGAGAAGAGAAUCAAGCCAAGAUGUCGCAUCGCUAAAGCUUUGUUGUUGAAGAAGUUGACAAAGAAAUCUUAUAGGCUAAGCAGUUUGAUGUUGAUCUCUGAGAGAUUGUUCUUGGACAGGUAUGUCACCAAGUAUCAAGGAAAAAUUCCUCUGUUGGAUGUAUAUCAUGGAAAGUUGAGUCUCGUUGACUUGGGUUUGGAAUGUGAAAAUCCAAAGUAAACCCGAAGUAGAAAUGUGUGAAUUUCAACGUCCGGUAACAUUUUGAUAGCAGAAUUGGAUGGUAUCUUGAAGUUUGGUUGUGACAUUGUUGUCUUAUUUCAGGUUUUAGUAGUUGGCAUAUAUAGUUCUAGAACUCUGUGAUCUAUUCUAAAUCAUGGUUUUCAUCGGAUGAAGUUUUUGUUCUUUGAUCAUAGAAUCGAAAGCUUACUGUUGAAGGGCAAAACAGUUGCUGAAAUAUCCUGAUUUUGCUAGACAUAGGAGCUUUAUUUGCUGAUAUGUAGCAAACUAAUAUUAUACCCAUAGACUUAGUAUUUUAAUCA
Messenger RNA from Sesamum indicum (sesame), 1610 nucleotides. Its product is annotated as transcription termination factor MTERF8, chloroplastic-like. Gene Ontology annotation, biological process: regulation of DNA-templated transcription. The record is from RefSeq and is a predicted model, not a curated record. Gene Ontology annotation, molecular function: double-stranded DNA binding. Lineage: Eukaryota; Viridiplantae; Streptophyta; Magnoliopsida; Lamiales; Pedaliaceae.